Molecule: messenger RNA, 2865 nt
Organism: Saccharomyces paradoxus
Lineage: Eukaryota; Fungi; Ascomycota; Saccharomycetes; Saccharomycetales; Saccharomycetaceae
Gene: AIM3
Product: Aim3p
Exons: 1
Coding region: 1-2865 (954 amino acids)
Biological process (GO): barbed-end actin filament capping
Cellular component (GO): actin cortical patch
Source: RefSeq, a predicted model, not a curated record
AUGGGAUUUUGGGAGAAUAACAAAGAUUCGAUCACCUCAGGGCUGAAAAGCGCCGGUAAAUACGGCUAUCAAGGAACAAAGUAUGUUGCCAAGACUGGGUAUAAGGCAAGUAAGAAGCACUAUAACAACAGCAAAUCGCGUAGAGAAAAGAAGAAUGGUAAGAAAAAUACAAGCGACGAAGAGUAUGAAAGCGAAGAUGAGGAGGAGUACGAAAGAAAACCGACCAAUAUAAGAACUUUGAAAGACCCAAACUCUUUUCCUCCUCCACCUUUAAAACCAGAACAAAAAACAUAUUCAGGACAGCACUCCCAACAGCAAAUGCCAAAUGGACAGGCUGGCUAUGCUUUUCAAGGAGCGUACCAAGGUCAGCCUGGUGCCGAAUCGAUCGGACAGCAGCAAUAUGCACAGCAGCAAUAUAUGCAGUAUCCACAACAGCAACAGCAACAAGGUUUAAUGCCACAGCAGACGCCGAUAUAUGGAGAGCAAGUGCCACCAUAUGGGUCAAAUUCUAAUACGACUAGUUACCAGUCUCUGCCGCAACAAAAUCAGCCCCAAAAUGCGAUGCCAAGUCAAGUAUCUCUGAAUUCAGCCUCUCAGCAGAGCACAGGGUUCCCCUCGCAAAACCUACAAUAUGGUGCCCAACUAGGUUAUACGGCAUCUCCACUGCCUUCCCAGAACAACCUUCAAUCCCAACAACAGCCCCAGCAGCCCCAAUACGAAUCACAUGGCCCGCCCAAUCUCGGGCAAUCCCAAUUUCCAUCGGGCCCCCAACAGCAGCCUGCAACACAGUUUGGCCAACAAGUUUUACCAGCACCUGCACAACCGCAACAGCAACAACAAGGGCAACCAUUUCCACCCCCGCGCGGACAACCAAUUUUACCAACGCCCGGACAGUUCCUGUCAAAUGGCUCUGAUCAACAGCAACAGCAACAGCAGCAACCUCUAAACCAAAACUGCGCUCCAUUGCCGCAAUUGAACGUAGGAGGAGUUCAAGGAAUGGCUACGGGUCAGCCUCUAUACGGUCAACCUCUACCAAACGCAACGAACGUACAAGAUUCAAACGCUGGCUAUGGAGCCUCGCCCAUACAAGGUCAACCUCUAGUUGGUGGACAACCACCUGUACCUGCAAGGAUGCAGCCGCAGCCGCCGCAACCAAUGCAGGCAGGAAACAUUUAUCAAACUGAGCCUUCUUUCGAUUCUACUGGGUCAACCCCACAUUUUGAAGUCACUCCAUUUGACCCAGAUGCACCUGUCCCGAAGCCCAAAAUUGAUAUUCCUAUAGUAGAUGUUAAUAGCCUUCCCCCACCGCCCACUCAUAGAGAUAGAGGGGCAGUCAUAAAGCAGGAACCUGCGCCAAGCUCCGGAAAUUUGCCAGCCGCUAGUGGGAAAACACCAUCUAACGCGGUAUCUUCUUCGCCGGCUUCUUUGCCACUAAAGCAUUCAAGACCUAUUACUACGGAUAGUGAAUUGAACUCUGAAAACAGGGAAACCGAUGAGGAUACUGCCAAAUCUUCUAUUCUAGGACAUUAUGAUGUAGAUGUGAACCUGGUGCCUCCUCCAAAACCUUUCAGACGUGGGCCCGAUUCUGCAUCUUCUGGGCAUACUAGGAAAGCCGCACCAGAACAGAAAGUACCAUCUCUUCCUCCUCGGAACAAUGUUGAGCCUCCUCCUCCACCAUCACGAGGCAAGCCCGAAACGACAGAGUCGAUGCUGUCAACGAACUCAGCUAAAGCACAGGAAGAUCCCAUUUCUAAUUUUUUGCCUCCACCGAAGCCAUUUAGACAUACUGAAACCAAACAAAAUCAAGAUGCUGCACCAUCACUUGUAGAAAAGAAAAAUGACGUUUUGCCAGGGUCCCCCUCCAAAGAAGGUAAAAACAUUGAACCAUCGUCGCUACCUCAACCGAAAUCCCAAUCGCAAACUCAACCAAGAAGAGCGCAUAUGGAGACACAGCCUAUUGAAAACUUUCAGCCACCUCCAAAGCCAUUUAGGCGUUCACCAUCGUCCAAUUUUAAUGAUGAUUCUCACAAUAUCGAUGGAACUGAGGCGAAUCAUGGACGUGGCCGCGGCCGUAUAGCUAAGCAUGGUGAUGGUGAUCAAUAUGACUCCAAAAGUGGGAAUUCUACAGAAAAUGAUCGUUUGGAUCAUGAUGUAAAUGCCCCUAAUAGUUUUAUAGGAAAAAGAGCACCAACGCCUCCGGCCCCACCCAGAUCUGAGAAGUUACGUGGGGCUGCUAUAACAUCGGAAGUUGAAAGUUUGAAAGGCGCCAAUAACUAUAGAAAGUCGUCGCCUCCGCCAAGUUCACCUAUGCAGGCGCCACAGUCUACCAAGAAAGUGCCUCCACCUGUUGUGAAGCCAAAACCUAAAAACUUCUCUUUGAAGGCCAAUGAGCCUCCAAGAGAACUUACUAGAAAAACAACCACAGACUCACUGCAAAGAAGUGGACAAGGCGAAGCACUAGACUCCAUUACAAAUGAGUUGUCUCACUUCAAAUUAAGAAAAACAAACGUCAAUUUAGAAGAAUUAGGUGGUUCGAAAACAUUGAAGGACUCCAGUCCUAUUCCCUCAGAUCUAGAUGAGAAAUAUGUAUCUGCAUCAGGGUCUAUUACUCCUCCAAGGCCACCACCUUCCAGGUCAAGUGCAAAGAAAGUUCCACCUGUUGUCCCAAGAAAGAAUGAUAACUUGAAGAAAAAGCCACCAGUAGUCCCUAAGAAAAAACCAUUACUAAAAUCGCUUGAACCAAGACCCAUUGAAAUGGAAAGUGGUUAUUCGAGAGAUAAUUAUGAUGGUGACGAUAACUUGAAUCCUUUUGAAAGGUACAAACGAAAUGUUGUUCCUCAAGAAGAAGACAGACUGCAUAAAUAA